UUCAUUGAAACGUGCUCCUCUUGCUACCCUUCCUGCAGUCUGGUUGCAAUCCAUAUAGGUGGAAUAAUCCAAUCGUGCCUUGGAAUAAAACAGGAAACAAGUCGAGCUGCUUUCUAGAUUUAAUUUCACAACCUGUAUGUUAAAGUUAGAUUUAGAGCCUGGUUUAAGGACAGCUCAUAUUCAUGGUUUUAACGAAUUAAGGGCCUGUGGGUUUCUUUGCGCUUAUAAAAAGUGCAUGCAAUUUUCACACCCAGUUCAAAAGAAGCUGCAGGUUAAUUUUGGAUACAGCAGCACUAGUGUUUAAAAGCAAGCAAAUACUUUGUUUCUUCCUAUUGCUAACAACCUUUGCAAUUAGUUCCAUUCUCUAGUAAUUUGAGAGAGAUUAUUAAUACAGUAUUUCAAGCCUUCACUCUUAAAAAACCUGACAAUAAAAUCAGCCCUGCCUAGUCUCUCUCACUUGGAGAGGAAACCCCCUUGUUUUAGGUUAAAUUAAAAUCUUGUUUUAGCUAUGGCUAGCCAAUCUUGUAAUGAAAGAUUUUUGAGCUGUGUUCUUCAGUGAAACUCAUAAUUUAAACACAGUCUGACUCAAUUCAGAAAGUCACACCUUGAUACCUGUGAAUACUUUGAAAGAAUGGGCCUAAUUGCAGUUUGCAUCCUCAAUUUCAUUUUUCUACCUUGUUCAAGUUGUGAUUGUAUGUUUUUAUGCAGCAAAUGAUAAGCAGUCUCAGGAUAAGAAAUGAUAAGCCUUUACAUCUGUGGGAUGUAUAUUUUUUUUUCUCUAAAAAUUUGCUUGUCUUUUUAAAAACUUGCAAAUAAAUUUUUAUCUUGCUACACUGAUGGUUCAAGAUUUAAUGUCACAAAUGGAUCUUAUGUGGUAUCCUAUACGCUGAAGUUCACUUAAUGCAUUUGGAGUGUACUAAAACUUCUUAUGUUUUUACAUGCAGUUUAUGUGAAAGAUGCUAUGAAGAAUAAAAUUGCACGGUAUCGUCUUUGAACACAACAACUAACAUUUUCUUUUAUAAAUCCUAGUUUUGCUCUUUAAUGGAGACAGGAUUUCACCUAGAAGUCAAUAGAGGUUUACCAUUGACUUCAGGGGGGCUGGGAUGUCUUACCUUUUUUCUUUUAAGGACAGGAAAAACAAGGGAAUCCCACUGAAGUCAAUGAGAUUUUACUCACACGAGUAAAGAAGAUUAUUUGGAAAAGUAAGAUUUUUCAGAUUGAGCCUCCUGUUUAUGAGCUUAAAUUCUGAAGUCCUUAGAUGAACAAGUGCGAAAGUUUAAUGAAAGUUUAUUUUAUAAGGAUUGCAGAAUUCGAUCCUAUGUGAUUAACAUAUUUGCAUUUACUGUAUUGGCAUGAAUAAACAAAGUAAAGAUAUCCUACAUGCCACACAAGGGCAAUUACUUAAAAUAGAUGUAGAUAAAAAAAUUAAUUUAUGCCAGUUAUAUUCCUGCCAAGCUUAGUUCUCAGGGUCAUGGGAGUACUCAAGCCUUCCCAUCAUGUCAAGGCACAGUCCAUGGGGAAGGAUGUAAUAUUAGCACAAUGUUAAAGGACCAAAUUAAAGUACCAUUGUUUUGCGGGAUCUAUAGAUUAAAAGCAUAAAUACUAUCACAUUUUGAAGUUAAUUUUCAAAAUUCAUACUGGUUUUAGCAGAGAGCCAGGGUAGAAAACAAUCAGUUUAGUCUACUCUGGUUAUGACAAAUUAUUUCUAAAUUUGAGGUGCCUCAAUUAUUUAAAAAAUGGAAUUAAAAUUACUAGAAAAAAAGAAAUGCUUGGAAAGGGAAGGAGCUUUGAUGCCAUAUUAGCUAGUCUCUCAUAUUAUGAGAAAAAUACCACUAGGAACGACAUUGAUAUAAUCUAAACGGUGAAAAGAAAUAAUGUUUAAUAAAAAAUGAGAGUCAAGAGGGUUCUUCAGGAAGUUAUUAAAAUUUGCAAUGCCAAAUAAGGCACUUAAACUUGAAAAUUUAAUAGGGUCUCUCUUGUUCACUUGUUAGAAGCAUAAUGUGGUUUUGAAUAUGGAAAAUAUUGGAAAUUAUAUAAGAGCGACGAAAGAAAUUACAUACUAUAUGUAACAGAGUCUGAUUUUUGCAUUAGGACUCUUAUUGGUUUUAAAAAUUGGACAGUGUAGAUCUUGAUGCAGACAGAGGCCUAGACUGUUUUUAUUUCAGUUUCCUUAUGCUUAUUAUAUCACCGCAAAGUAAAUUGUUUUAAUUGCUCUAUUACAUGCAAUAAUAGCAGCGAUAAUUGUCUUUAAAAACUGAAAAUACAAAAGAAUGUAAAUGGUAAUCCAUGGAAAUAGGUAUUUGUAGUGAAAUGUGAACUGCAUUGAAGUCAACUGGAAAACUUCAAUUGCGUGCAGUGGGGCCAAGAUUUCAUUCUUGAUAUGUUGAGUUACAGCUGCACUGGCAAAUGUACUAUACUAAUAUAAAGAAGGCAAAAUCUUGUCCUUAACUGGUGGAGGCAAACAGAGAACACACAUUUACCAUUUUACUGGUUGGAGUUGUGUGGCCAAUAGAAAUAUAUUAUUCUUCAUGUAUUUAAUUGAAAAACUCACAAAUAAUUGAAUGCAUGGUUAAUUAAAUAUGUUCACAAGUUAUUCAAUAGCCUCUGUAUGCUGGUCAAAUAAUAGAAUAAAACAUUCAUAAAAUAAUGUAUUUUAAAAUAUAACAAAAUUCCUUGACUAAGUAUUAUUUGACAGCUCCAGUGCUGGCAGAAAGAGUGAGUCUUCAUUACCUGAUGCACUUUACUUCUGUUUUGUAAAUGAACAUUGCUCACCAAAUGCAAACUAUGCUUUAGUGAGCUGCUCCUUUCCCAUGUACCCUAGCUAGCAGUUCCUGUCCCAGUAAAGUUUAUGAGGACUAGCUUAGCAGACAUAUAAGUGAACCACUCCUUGUACUUUUCUGAGCCCUAAGUAGAGAUACUGUGUUACUGUUUUCAUGGAGGACAGAGGCUUCCUAUGUCCAUUUCCCUUAGCACAUCUGCAUGGUACAAGGAAGGAUUUGUCUCAAAAUGUUUUACUGAGAAGGGAGAUCUGAAGAUAAAUAUGAAGAAAACAUAAUGGCUUGAAGGAAGGUCUUGUAGAGAAGACUAAUGUCUGAUGAAAACCUGGUGCAGAUGAAUGGAUACCGAUGCCUGAAAGUUAUGCAGUGACUAUGAACACUUCAAAUGAUACCUGUGAUAUUAAGUUAUUCCAAGAUUAUAAAACAGGAUGUACUCCUUCAUUUGUCUAAAGAUCAACCUGUUUUAGAUAACACAUGUGACUUUUGUCUCCAGAUAUGCAAUCAGGCAUGGACCUAAGUAAUUCUCAGGAACAGGCAGUGGCUACAGAAGAACCGGAAGCUUUGAAAGACUGUAAUGUGAACAAAUUCCAGGAGGUGGAAAACAUGGAUAGUAGGGAAGAUAUGAAAGAAUACAGUCAACCUCAUGAAGAAACAGGAGAUGACUUCGUUAAAGUGAAGGGUGAAUACAGUGAAAGAGAAGAGAGUGCUUUGAAUUCAGAACCUAUGGAAAAUACAGAAGAAUCUGAAAUGCCUUAUAGCUAUCCAAGGGAAUAUAAUGAAUAUGAGAGCAUUAAAUUGGAGAGACACUCUGGUUCAUAUGACAACAUCAGGCCAACCAGUGGAAAGAUGAACUGUGAUGUCUGUGGAUUAGCCUGCAUUAGUCUCAAUGUCUUGAUGGUUCACAAGCGUAGCCACACUGGUGAACGUCCAUUCCAGUGUAAUCAGUGCGGAGCUUCCUUUACUCAGAAGGGUAACCUCCUCCGCCACAUUAAACUACAUACAGGGGAAAAACCUUUUAAAUGUCAUCUUUGCAGCUAUGCCUGCCAAAGGAGAGAUGCAUUAACAGGUCACUUAAGGACACAUUCUGUGGAGAAGCCCUACAAAUGUGAGUUUUGUGGGAGGAGUUACAAGCAAAGAAGCUCAUUAGAGGAGCACAAAGAGCGAUGCCGUACGUACUUGCAGAGCACUGGCAUGUGUGAGGCUGCAAGCGCGGAGGCAAGGCACAUCAAAGCAGAGAUGGGGACUGAAAGAGCACUUGUGCUGGACAGGUUAGCGAGCAACGUGGCAAAGCGAAAAAGUUCAAUGCCUCAGAAAUUUAUUGGUGAGAAGCGACACAACUUUGACAUUAAUUACAAUUCCAGUUUCUUGUAUGAAAAGGAAAGUGAUAUGAUGCAAGGACGUAUGAUGGACCAGGCCAUAAAUAAUGCGAUCAGCUACCUUGGAGCGGAAGCACUGCGUCCCCUUGUGCAAACCCCCCCAGUUCCCACUUCUGAGAUGGUCCCGGUCAUCAGCAGCUUGUAUCCCAUACCGCUCACCCGCUCUGAAAUGUCAAACGGCAACCCACAGGAUACAGAGAAGAGCCAUGCCCACCUUAGAGACAAAAGUUUGUCUUCUGACAGAGGCCUUUCCCCAAAUAACAGUGGCCAAGACUCAACAGACACUGACAGCAACCACGAGGAGCGUCAGAAUCACACCUACCACCAGAAUCAGAUGAUCCCUUCCCAAGUCCGCAAUGGCCUCCAAUGCUUGAAGGAGCUCCCAAGACCAUAUGACAUAAUCAAGCCACCAACCAUAUGCCCACGUGAUGCCUUUAAAGUUAUCAAUAAGGAAGGUGACAUCAUCGGGGUCUACAGAUGUGACCAUUGUCGUGUCCUAUUUUUGGAUUAUGUGAUGUUCACCAUUCAUAUGGGAUGCCACGGAUUCCGUGAUCCUUUUGAAUGCAACAUGUGUGGGUACAGAAGCCAUGACAGAUAUGAGUUCUCCUCACAUAUAGCACGAGGAGAGCACAGAGUGUCCCUGAAGUAAAAGGAUUAAUUUCCCAAGACACCAAAGAAGCUGUUUUAGAUUUUUUUUUCAGUUUGAUUAAAAAAUGCUUACAUAUUUUUGUGCCAAUUCUAAAAAUGCUAAUGCCCCUCAUAGUAGCAAAGUAAUGAUGGGCUUUAUUUUUCAAAAUGCAGUAUUCUGUAGCAUCUGUGCCUAGAUACUGGGGUGACUGGCACUAUAUAUAAAUACCAAAGAUAGACAGACACAGAUUUUUGUAUGAACUUUAUUUUUGUGAAAAGUAAUAGCAAUUUAAGAUAUGUUUUAAAAGUAUUUUAACAUGUAUUUUUGUUAGAACAUUUGCUUCUGGUAAUAGCAAAAUGGCAGUUUAGCUGUAUUAUGCCGUGAAAAAGAGAGUCAAACGUUGAUGUAAUAAUUCUCAUUAAAACAUUGAGAAGAUCGUCCAUCCUUACUGCCCUUUUCACUGGCCUGUCACAAGCACCAUGUUCCAACCAAUAACACAGAAAGGCCAUGUCUAUGCUAGGAAAUUAUUUCGAAAUAAGUUAUUUUGAAAUAAAAACUCCCAGAAUAACUAUUUUGGAAUAGCGUGUCCACACUACAGGGAAGCCUCGAAAUUAGUCCGAGGAAGGCUCCCAUAAUGUAGACGCACUAUCUCGACUUACAGCCUCAGGAAGUACUGGGGAGUAAUUACAUUGAAUGACUUUGGGAAGUAGUUAUUUUGAAAUAGCAUCAGUAGUGUGUGUCCACACUACCGCUAUUUUGAAAUAACCAGCCUGUUAUUUUGUCAUGUGGAUGCUCCGCUUGUUGUUUCGAAAUCAGGGGAGUUAUUUUGAAAUAACUCCCUAGUGUAGACCAGGUCCCAGAGACACUUUCUGUUAUUGUUUCACUUCCUGAGGUAUUCCUAAAAUGGCCAAGUUAUUGAAACACAGAAAACACAGUAUCCUCAGGUAUGUAUCAAAUUACUUUUCAGUGUUUCCCCCAGAGUCUGAGAGUGUGUUGUCUCACCACACUUCCGUUUUCCUUAUCCACUCAGUCCACUUUCUUUAAUCUCUCCCCCCAAUCACCAAUUAAUAAGUCAUGUGAGCUAUUUUAGGGGUUUGUGUUUUUUAACUGUGUAUGCUUUUUGAGACUAUUUGUUGGCUUGCCUCUGAAUUUGGAGGAAAUCCAACUUUUUUUGAUUGAUCAAGUAUGUGUCUUUCUAACAGAACAAAAGUGCAAUCCCUCUUCCAUUGCCAUCAAUAGCAAAACUUAUACUGACUUCACCUGGUGCAGGGUCUAAAACUGCAAUGGGCAGGCAAAAUACCAAUUGAGGCAAACAGAAUUUUUGCUUAUCUAAGUUCUGCAGAUUGGACUCUAUGAGGUUAUUGUAGCUCAGGGUUACUCAACUUUGGAAGCCCGGCAGGCCACAAUGAUACUCACAGCACAUGCCAAGGGCUACAACUUAAGUGUGAUUGCAUAUACAUGCAAAUAUAUAUGCACA
Molecule: messenger RNA, 6258 nt
Organism: Pelodiscus sinensis (Chinese soft-shelled turtle)
Lineage: Eukaryota; Metazoa; Chordata; Testudines; Trionychidae
Source: RefSeq, a predicted model, not a curated record